AUGUCUCCCCGCUUUGAGAAUCGAGUCGUAUUCGUCACAGGCGGUACUUCCGGGUUGGGAGAAGAAGCGUGUAAGCUGUUCGCCGCCGAAGGUGCUCAAGUCUUCAUUACAGACCUGGAAGAGAGGAGCAUUUGCAGUCGCGUUGGGCCAAACUCUUCCUUCCAUCCCUGUGAUGUGGGAGACCUGUCACAAUGCGAAAAGGCCGUCGCAGCGUGCGUUGACAAAUAUGGUCGUAUCGAUGUCCUCUUCCACAAUGCCGGUCGGUUCGCGCCGCUUGCAACAGUGCCACGCCACGAUAUCGACUUGUUCAAAGAUGUCAUCAACAUUGACCUGAUCUCUGGGUUCUAUCUCGGACGCCUCGUCAUCCCUAUCAUGCAGAAACAAGGCAAAGGGGCCAUCGUCAUCACCUCAAGCACUACGGGACUAGGUGGCGACUUCGGAGUCCCAGCAUAUGCCACGGCAAAGGCAGGUAUAGCUAACCUGGCAAGAUGCAUGGCUUUGGAUCAUGCCCACGAGGGCAUCCGCGUCAACGUCGUCUGUCCCGGCUACAUGAUCACGCCGAUGACCUCGGGGUUUCGCCAGAUGCCAGAGGCCGAAAAGUUCCUGGUAGAUAGCAUCCCCAUGAAGCGCGGAGCCAAACCGAUCGAAGCGGCGAGGGUAGUGCUCUUUCUGGCAUCUGACGAUGCGUCAUACGUGACCGGGCAAGGUAGACAUGUCGCAUUCAGUGUGUAG
Fonsecaea monophora is the source of this 732-nucleotide messenger RNA. RefSeq lists its product as hypothetical. Gene Ontology annotation, molecular function: oxidoreductase activity, acting on the CH-OH group of donors, NAD or NADP as acceptor. NCBI's taxonomy places the organism in Eukaryota, Fungi, Ascomycota, Eurotiomycetes, Chaetothyriales, Herpotrichiellaceae. The transcript has a single exon. Bases 1 to 732 code for a protein of 243 amino acids. The record is from RefSeq and is a predicted model, not a curated record.